CCCAGAGGUGACCAAACCAACCAGCCAUCAAGAUGACUGACUCCAAGUAUUUCACCACCACCAAAAAAGGGGAAAUAUUUGAGCUGAAGGCUGAACUGAACAGCGACAAGAAGGAGAAGAAAAAGGAGGCUGUGAAGAAAGUGAUUGCCUCCAUGACGGUUGGGAAGGAUGUCAGCGCUCUUUUCCCGGAUGUGGUGAACUGCAUGCAGACAGACAACCUGGAGCUGAAGAAGCUGGUCUACCUGUACCUGAUGAACUAUGCCAAGAGUCAGCCAGACAUGGCCAUCAUGGCAGUCAACACCUUUGUUAAGGACUGCGAAGAUCCGAACCCCCUCAUCCGAGCCCUGGCCGUCCGCACGAUGGGCUGCAUUCGUGUUGACAAGAUCACUGAGUACCUUUGCGAGCCGUUGCGGAAGUGCCUGAAGGACGAGGACCCCUACGUGCGCAAGACGGCCGCCGUCUGCGUGGCGAAGCUGCACGACAUCAAUGCCCAGCUGGUGGAGGACCAAGGCUUCCUGGAUACUCUGAAAGACCUCAUUUCAGACUCCAACCCAAUGGUGGUUGCCAAUGCAGUCGCCGCCCUCUCUGAGAUAGCCGAAUCCCACCCCAGCAGCAACCUGCUUGACUUGAACCCGCAGUCCAUCAACAAGCUUCUGACCGCUCUGAACGAAUGCACCGAAUGGGGCCAGAUCUUCAUCUUGGACUGCCUGGCUAACUACAUGCCCAAAGAUGACCGUGAAGCUCAGAGGUAAGAUGCUGCAGCUUGGC
Pseudonaja textilis is the source of this 768-nucleotide messenger RNA. The record is from RefSeq and is a predicted model, not a curated record. Lineage: Eukaryota; Metazoa; Chordata; Lepidosauria; Squamata; Elapidae.